UCCUUAAUAUUUUAAAACCCAAAAAUUAAAAUUGCACUCUCUGGUUCUUCUUUUCAGCCAUGCCAACAUCUUCCUCUUCUUCAACAAGAAUUCGGCAAAGAAGCAAUGAGUACACCUCUGAUGAAAACCGGGUUCUAUGGUGUAAUUGUCGUGUAAGUCGGAUUGCACCUCUAUACACUUCUUGGACUGAAAAAAACCCUGGACGAAGGUUUUAUGGGUGCGUAAAUUAUAAGAAUGGGGGCUGCAACUUUUUUGAAUGGCACGACAAGGAGAUGACAGGAAGAGCACAACAUGUGAUUAACAAUCUCAUAGCUGAAAAUGAAAUUAUCAUGGACAGAAGGUGCAAGAGAAGAAACAAUUAUGGUGAGGAUGUUGACACUCUAUGGCAGGAAUUCAAGCUUCUGAAGAUUUCAGAGGAGAAAAGAAAUGAGGACCUGUUUGAGGCUAGAAAGAAAAUGAAAAUUGCUUAUGCUAUUGCUGCCUUGUCUUGGGGAGUUUUGAUUCUGUAUUUCUUAGGUUGAAUAGGUUGUUUGGUCCAUGAAUUGUAAUGCAUAUUUCAGUUAUCUGAGUUUGGAAUGCAAAAUUGAGUUAUGUAAUGGUUUAUUGUGUGCUAAAUGUUUGCAAUGGUA
Molecule: messenger RNA, 629 nt
Organism: Mercurialis annua (annual mercury)
Lineage: Eukaryota; Viridiplantae; Streptophyta; Magnoliopsida; Malpighiales; Euphorbiaceae
Exons: 2
Coding region: 60-521 (153 amino acids)
Molecular function (GO): zinc ion binding
Source: RefSeq, a predicted model, not a curated record